Molecule: messenger RNA, 913 nt
Organism: Aegilops tauschii subsp. strangulata
Lineage: Eukaryota; Viridiplantae; Streptophyta; Magnoliopsida; Poales; Poaceae
Source: RefSeq, a predicted model, not a curated record
AUGGCAGAGUUGCCAUUUGGGGCGCUCACGUCACGCCCAUGUGAGCAAGCGGUGAGCCUCCCCUGCUCAGGGCACUCGCUGACGGCAGUGAUUCUGACGAGCAGGUUCCGAGUUUCUCCGUCGAUCCCGUUCUGUUUUGGAUUUAGCCAUGCCAGAUUGCGCAUCAGCAGGCACCACCGCAGCUCUGUUCCUCCUUUCUUUGUCGUGACGCCUCGUGCAACUUGCUGCUGCAGGUGGGAUCCGAACACGUCAGUGCUGCUGCCGGAGGGUGAGGUCUUCUACCUGGUGGCGCUGCUGCGGUUCUGCCCGGGCGGCGGCGCGGCGGUGGAGGAGCUGGUGGCGCAGAACGGUGCCAUCGUCGACGCCUGCCGGAGCAACGGCUACGACUUCAAGACCUACUUCCCGCACUAUGGCACCGAGGCGGACUGGAGCCACUUCGGCGCUAAGUGGGCCUGUUUCGUCGAGCGCAAGGCCAGAAGAUCUUCGCCAGGACACCUUCGUCGUCACGGGUCGAUCGAUCAUAGCUGUUGUUGGCCGUGAUGAUGCCGGUGGUGGUCAUGACGAUGAUGAUGGAGAUCUCGAUCGACAAGGGAUGAUAAUGAUGAUGAUUAAUUAUAGGGUUAUUACUCAUUAGGCACAUUGAGGGGAUAAAAGGGGCUCCAUGGAUGUUGUCAGGGGACUGUGAUAGGGAAGGGUUGCAAAGAAAACGAAACAUGUGAACUUUUCUUAAUCAGGCCCCGUCCCCUAAUUAGCAAUUCAACUAACUAAGUAAAUUAGUUCAUGGAAGCAUGCAUCAAGCCGUGAGCUCUAAUUCUCUUGCAAAAUAGUGUCUCACGAGAGCGACUCCUGCCCCACGUAUCUCUUUGUUAUUCCUUGGAAAUUUCUCACCUCAUCAUUCCACACGCUUCGCAUC